Molecule: messenger RNA, 687 nt
Organism: Chenopodium quinoa (quinoa)
Lineage: Eukaryota; Viridiplantae; Streptophyta; Magnoliopsida; Caryophyllales; Amaranthaceae
Product: brain acid soluble protein 1-like
Exons: 3
Coding region: 1-687 (228 amino acids)
Source: RefSeq, a predicted model, not a curated record
AUGGCCCGGACUAGAUGGACGGAAGUAGAUCCUGAUUACAAGUCCGAUGAUGUAGUCGUUGAUCCGGCUGUCCCUUUAAAUGAAGAGCAGACGGCGGAACCGUCUGAGAGAGUUCCAAAUGAGGAUACUCCUCAAGAUUCUCCGGGUGUACCCAGCACACCGGGUGAUAGCAUUUUGGGUAGUUCUGGCUCUAAUGUCGAAGAAUCCAGUGAGGGAUCCGGUGAGGGAUCGGAUGAUGAAGAGUCCGGCUCUGAUGAAGAGUCUUCUGAAAAGGCUGCCCCUAUUGACGAGGAGGCCUAUAAAUGGCCGGCUAAGGGGGAUCCAACCGAUAUGACUAUGUCCGCCACGGAAGUAGCUAAAGGAAUGGUGCCUCCGAAGAAAACACCUGCUACAUCUGCCCUUCUUCUAAGGAAGAAGCAGAUUGAAGAAAAGAAGGUGGCACUGGCCGCCAAGAAUGCCGGGGCUGGGAGCCAAGUCAUUCCUCGCUCUUUAGCGAGUAUGCACAAAAGACCGGCUGGAAACAUACCUCAGUCGGCUUCUAAGGCACCAAAAGUGGCUACUCCGGCUGCUUCUAGUUCGAGGAAAACGCCUGACAAGGAUAGGCCUACUACAGCAAGGAAGAGCCUGCAAUCCAUUCCCCACUUCGAAAUGGCGGUGGAAGAAAUAAGACAGGCUGUUCGUACCUAG